Messenger RNA from Drosophila innubila, 456 nucleotides. RefSeq lists its product as uncharacterized. NCBI's taxonomy places the organism in Eukaryota, Metazoa, Arthropoda, Insecta, Diptera, Drosophilidae. The coding region runs from base 32 to 271 and encodes 79 amino acids. The transcript has a single exon. The record is from RefSeq and is a predicted model, not a curated record.
CUAGCACAAGCAAAGAACAAAUCCCAUCAAAAUGGUCUACACGGAGCGCACCGACAAGUAUCUGACCACUAGCAAGGAUAACGCCGGUCAGACCAAGUCUUCCUCGUCCUCGCCAUCGCCAUCGUCUUCGUCUUCGUCACCGUCCUCGAAGACUACGUCGAGUCACAGCGCAGGCGCCUGGAGCAGCCAGGCUUCAAAUGCGGAAAAAUGGAAAUACAACAAUAUGGUCAAGGAUGACCGCGAUAAGUUCAACAGCUUGCACUUCUCUUAAAUUGAAACCCCUUCAAUAAUGGGAAGUACGGGGGAGAUUAUGGCAUCCUUGUGCAAUUCAUAAUGCCUGCAACGUGAUUGAGACUUAAGUUCUCUUGUUAUAUCUGGGUUCUAUGGGUUAAUUAUUAGCUUAGUCGGUAAACUUGUUAUUAAUUUGAUAAUUGAUGGAGAAGCUUUAAUUCAAAA